AUGGAUGAGAAUAACGACACCACUUCGGUGACUGAACCUGGCGCAACGUCGAACACCGGAUGGUCCGUUGGUGGUAUCGAACACAGCGUGCCGGUCCGUACCGCCUACGCGCUCAUCUGCACGGUAGGGAUUAUCGGUAACGUGAUGGUCUGCAUCGUUCUGACACGAGUCCGAGCGCUUCGCAACAAAACCAGCAACCUCUUGGUUCACCUCUCCGUGGUGGACAUCAUGGUCUGCAUAAUGGCUCUACCCGUUAACCUCUUCCCCACCCCACCACCCAUGCACGGUCCAUACGGCGAUUUCCUCUGCCGGUUCUACGUGAGCAAGUACAUGCAAUGGGUUUGCAUGCAUGCCUCGGAAGGGAGCCUUGUGUUAGUCAACCUCGAGCGCUUCGUAGCUAUUGUCUACCCCCUCAAAUACAAGUCAUACUUCACCUCAAAGAAGAUUGGCAUUAUCAUCUUCUUCAUAUGGGUAGAGGCAUUUGGCUCCCUCUCCUAUUUCUUCGCCGUGUUCUCUUUGGUGCCAGAAACUGGUUGCACAUACCACGGCUGGCCUACCUUCGGGUCGCAGGUCUUCAUGGGGGUGUACCCAUAUCUCAUGCACUAUGUUGGACCACUGGUAGUCAUGUUUGCUGUGCAGUGGAAAAUGAUCUCAUCCUUGAAGAAACAAGUUGAGAAAAUCACCCAGCAGCAUACAGAUGCAGUAGCAGCACGGCGUAAACUAUGGCAGGUCCAGGCGUCCCAGGAACUCCAGCGAACCCUCCUCUUCGUGGUCAUCACUUACGCCGUCUGCUGGGGUCCAAACCAGACCAUGUUCUUCUGCUUCAUGCUGGGCGUCGAUGUCGACUUCACCCAUCCCUACUACCACAUCGGUGUCAUCAUGGGAGUCAUGAAUUCCUGCCUGAAUCCCUUCAUCUACACCGUCAGAAAUAGACCAUUUCGCAACGCCCUUAAAGAGGUUGCGUUCUGUAAAAUUGGAAGGGUCACACCGGUGGUACCAGCCGAUCCCUCUACAAAGUCUGUAGGCCUGCCUACUGUCGGAUAA
Asterias rubens (European starfish) is the source of this 1044-nucleotide messenger RNA. RefSeq names its product allatostatin-A receptor-like. Gene Ontology annotation, biological process: G protein-coupled receptor signaling pathway. The record is from RefSeq and is a predicted model, not a curated record. Gene Ontology annotation, cellular component: membrane. The transcript is spliced from 2 exons. Bases 1 to 1044 code for a protein of 347 amino acids. Lineage: Eukaryota; Metazoa; Echinodermata; Asteroidea; Forcipulatida; Asteriidae. Gene Ontology annotation, molecular function: G protein-coupled receptor activity.